Messenger RNA from Colletotrichum paranaense, 1353 nucleotides. RefSeq names its product geranylgeranyl pyrophosphate synthetase. The record is from RefSeq and is a predicted model, not a curated record. NCBI's taxonomy places the organism in Eukaryota, Fungi, Ascomycota, Sordariomycetes, Glomerellales, Glomerellaceae. The coding region runs from base 1 to 1353 and encodes 450 amino acids. The transcript has 2 exons.
AUGUAUCGACGACAGAAACAUGACCAGCUUCAAAGAAACCCGCGAUGGCGGCGGUCAGAACCUUCGACGACAUGGCCGGCGCCACCAUUCGGGCCACUCGUAGAGACUGUCAGUGUAGCAGAACUGUCUAAGCCUGCCUUGGAGUUUGAAUCAACUGCCCGGGUGACGGGCUGCCAGCUUGUCGCGUCGUAUAACUGGCUGGACAGGACAUCGCCGUCAAUCAUCGUCCCAGGUGCGCCACCCAGAUGGACACCCCUCGCGGAACCUCGACAACUGUCAGAAGACGACGGUGUCUAUUACCGUGACAAGAACGCUGCUCGACACCCAGCUCAUCCGAUGGAGCCCGCCAUCCAAGCUAUCCUGAUGGCACACCCCGAGCCCUCUCCCAGGCCCGUUGACAUCGUUGCCUGCGGUAGUACCAUCGGGAACUUGCUCCGCUUCAUCCGAGGUGACGAGAGACCCUUCCGGAUGCUCCUCGAGGUGGUUGGCGAUGCUGUCCACCUAAUCCGUAGGGAAAAUUCCCCGAAAGAGACAAUGUCUGAUGUCAGGGGCUACGGGCACAAGUUUCCAGAGGCUUACACGACUUGGGAUUCUGAAGUCCGCGGUUCAACAUCUCAUCAGCGGAUUAUUCAAUACGACUUUGGGGGGCUUCGUUGCCUUAUUCGUCACGAGGGUGAUGGCUACCUCCAACAUAAACAAGGCUCCUCUACGAACGAUACCCGCACCGCCUUUGUUGAAAACGUUUCAGUCGGCAGCCUGAUCGAAAACCUCAAAGUCAAGGAGACGGCACCAGGGAGUCCGCAAGACCAAUCUCAGCAAGUACAACUGAAGAGUGGCGGGUUUGAGGUGCCCCAAUGUGCAGUUUUUGAUCUCAAGACUCGGUCAGUUAAGCGCAAAGGCAGUGAUUUCCUUGGCGAGGAACUUCCGCGUUUAUGGGUUGCCCAGAUUCCUAACUUCAUCCUGGCCUACCAUGAUAGGGGCACGUUCAAGGAUAUUGAGGUCAUGGAUGUGGUUCAGGAGGUCAAAGCCUGGGAGAUAUCGAAGAACCCGGAGCUCUCUCGACUAGCGGCGCUCCUGUCUCACAUUGUCCGCCUUGCUCGUGCACAGAGGAAUGACAGGCUUGAGCUCAGCCGCCAACAGCUCGACAAGCUCGAGAUUCGGAACCAGUGCCCUGGACUAUCUUCCGCAUUCUCUAGUGAAGUCAAUGAAGAGUGGGCAAUGUGGCUAGCUGGAGAUGAUACACAGGAUGGCCCGAGUACGGAUGGUGAGGAUGGACUUCAGUGGAGCGAUGGCGAAGGUGACUAUACAGCCUGUUCCGAGAGCUGUUCAUACUGUGGAAAGUGUACGUAUUGA